This is a messenger RNA of Anas platyrhynchos (mallard), 4141 nucleotides long. Its product is annotated as transmembrane protein 178B. Gene Ontology annotation, cellular component: membrane. NCBI's taxonomy places the organism in Eukaryota, Metazoa, Chordata, Aves, Anseriformes, Anatidae. The record is from RefSeq and is a predicted model, not a curated record.
GAACUUGCAUAGUAACUGACUACUACUCGGAGUUUGGCAAACAUACUUUGUGAUUAGUGAUAUUUUUUUCAUGUAAAAACUCAGAGCCUGUCUGGUAGUUAUGCUCCUCAGCACUUAGGGCUAAGCUGGUUACCUGACAUAUGGGACAAAGGCAUCAAAUGUCAUGUAUAGGAGGAGCCCAGAAGGGAGUAAAGGGAUUUUCUUUACCCUUCAAACACAUGGGUUCAAAGCAGGUCUUAUCCCACUCUUCAGCUGAAAGAUUUUCAGGCUAUAAAUGCUGAAUAGUAGGAAAUGACUCUUGGUUCUUACAGAAGACUUCUUUAAGAAGAAGGAAAAAGAUAACCCUAGAGCUGGAAGAAUGUAGACAGGUAGGUAGGUGAUCAAGGGCAUGAUUUGAUGGUGGUACAGGGGCUUUGGCAGCAAUGUAGCUUUUGUUAUUUCUGUCCCCAGCUUCACCAUGCUGCCCUCUUUGGUUGUGUCUGUGGGGCUGUGCUCUGAGCUUCCCUCCCCCAACCCUUUUUUCUUGAAAGUAAUGUGAGUCAGCUGCCUCGUUCAGUGGCUCUUGCAUGAUUGCUGUAAGGCAGAGGGGAACAACACCUGGAACUGUUUAAGGGUGAUGCUCUUGCCAGAGCCAGCCUUCUGAAGCUGUAGCCUGAGGAACUGAUGUGGAGAGCAGGGGGAUGUAAUAGGAUGGCAGAUCUAGGAGACAUGAAUAUUCUAGUCUUUCCACAAGGAAGCUGUCAUAAUUGCAGGAUCUUGUGUUAUGUAGAGCACCAAUUGUUUGAAAAUUAUUUUUCACUCUUGAUGUGGAAGACUUGUAAUUUAGCUGGUAUGUGUAAGAAAAUUCCUUCAGCAGCAGCCCUGUCAGUUCCUUUCAAUUUGCCUGCCUUCAAGGCACGACUGUGCAGCUGCGUGGCUGGUAAUCCCAUCUGUCCAGUCCGCGCUGCUGAAGAGAGAAGCGUGCUGAAAUGUGGCAAAAGCAAGCUUUAUGCAUGGCUGCUACGUGUUCCCACCAGGCAUGGUUCUCUGGGGAGAAAAGCAGCGUCCUGCCCUCAGCAGGGCCCCUGGGAGCCGGGCUGUGGGGGGCAGUUUGGGUGCGCUGAGCACAGCUGGGAGGGUCAGGACCAAAAUCUCCUACAGGUGGGCAGUUGCUGCAGGCAGGCAAUUUAAGGUAUUUAUAUCAAGGUCAAGGGUGUCAGAAAAGGGGACGUUGUUUUAAUUCUGACUUGCUGUAGCUGGAAGCCAGCUUCGAAAAGGUGAUGCCCUACAAUCUGGCUGUGGGACAGCUGCUGCAGCUGGAGGAAGGAGCCCCUCACAGCGGGCAGGACCCAAGGGGAUGCGGUGCCCUUGGCCCUGCUGCAUUUAACCCAGGGCUUGGCUUUCGCUGCUUCUCCUCGUGUACCACAGAGCGACGCUUCCAGCUCCCCACCCCUUAUUUUCCAAGUAAAGGGGGAAGGCAGACAGGACCCUAGGAACCCCCCGCCAGUGCCCGGGGUGCUGGGGGCCGUGUGGCGGCCGCCCUGAGGCGAGGAGCGGCCCCGCCCCGCCCCGCCCCGCCCCCUCCCCUCACCUGGCGGCCGUUGCCGAGCCCGCGACCGUUACCCCGCGCGCGCAGCCUCGCGCCUCGUGAGGCGAGCGGCGCCCUCAGGGCCCCGUGAGGGGAGCGGCCUCUCGGGCCGGGCCGCGCCGGGCCGGGGGGGCGCUGGGGGCCGCCCCGGGAGCCGAGCCCGUCCCGGCGGCGCGGAGCGGGCUCCGCCGGCCCCAUUUCCCUUCCGGGGGCGUCGCGGCGGGCGGAGGCCCCCGGGCGGCCCGCAGGGAAGCGCCCGCCCCCGCCGCCCGCGGCGCGGUAAGAUGGCGGCCGCGGCUCAGGCGCUGAGCGGCUGCGGGCUGCUGCUGGCCGCCGCCGCCCUGGCGCUGCUGGCCGUGGCCAUCGGCACCGACUCCUGGUACGAGACGGACGCGCGGCGGCACCGCGAGCGCUGCCGCGGCUUCGGCCACAAGCGCAGCGACCCGCCCGGCUCCAUGUCGGCGCCCAGCUCGCACCUGCCGCUCCGCGCACGGCCCCCGCGGGCCCUGCUGCCCGGCCGGCCCCCGGCCCCCGCCCCGGCCGCUGCAGCCGCCGCCGCCGCGCUGGACUCGCACUGCGGCCGCCGCUUCAACUCCACCGUCUCGGGGCUCUGGAGGCGCUGCCACCGCGCGGGCUACGAGCCGGACAGCGAGGAGCUCAUCCGCAAAGGAGUCAUUCAGCGCUGUACUGCAGUGAAGUACCACUACACCUCCAGCUCUCUGCCUCGCAACUUACCCAUCAACAUCACCAACACCAUCCGGCAGGACGAGUGGCACGCUCUCCAUCUGCGGAGGAUGACAGCUGGCUUCAUCGGCAUGGCCGUCUCCAUCAUCCUGUUUGGGUGGAUCAUUGGCGUGCUGGGCUGCUGCAAACAGCAGGAGCUGAUGCAGUACGUGGCUGGGCUGCUCUUCCUGAUGGGAGGUACGUGUUGUAUCAUCUCACUCUGCACAUGCGUAGCCGGGAUCAAUUUUGAGUUAUCCCGCUAUCCCCGCUACGUCUAUGGGCUGCCAGAGGACAUCAGUCAUGGCUAUGGCUGGUCCAUGUUCUGUGCCUGGGGAGGCCUGGGCCUCACCCUGCUGGCGGGGUUCCUCUGCACACUGGCCCCGUCACUCAACACUUCGCGGGCAUCCGUACAAAAACCCAGACAAGAAAACGGGGCCGUGUGACCUCGGAGGGAGCGAGGAGAGACUCUGGGAUGCGCAGCCUGGGCAGAGCCGUGGGUUAACACCGGAAGAGGUGGCACGUCAGCGCGUGGGAGCAGUGCCAUAGCGGUGGGAAGUACCAGCCUGUGGGACGCUGCUACAGACGCGUCGUGGACACAGACAUUGCAAGUAACUCCAGGUUUGAAUUAUUGCUGAUUUGCUCAUUGAUGGUUUAAAGGGGGACAGUUCUUUUGUUUUUGUUUUCUUCUGUUUACAAGGGAUUAAGUCCAAGGCUGUGUCUUCUUUUGUGCUGUUUUUUGAACUGUACCUCCAUGGUCCUGUUAUUGUCCAGUUGUAAGGGAUGUUUACGCACCAACUCUAUUGCUGCAGGUCUGUGUAAUUCAGACCCAAAUUAGGGAAGGAGCUAUGUGAGGUUGGCUUGAACACUUUUGCAACAAACUUGUCUAGUGUUGGCUCAGGCCAUCAUUUCCCAAAAGAACCUUGAUCUAAGCCGAGGUUUAGGCCAAAGAAUUAGCCCAUCAUUAGUAUUAAUUCAUCUAAAGCAGAAAUCUGUGCUAUUCUAUGCUGUAGUAUCAGCUAUUUACUCACCACUAAAGCUGUUUCCAAAAGGAGCCUGCUGUAAAUGAACAGCAAGCCUCUGAAAAUUUCUUACUGGCUUUAGGAGAGGAGGGGAAGGUUUUCCUCAGCUUCUUCCACAGGUAAGGUUACUCGUUUGGCUAAUGUCCCCUUGCUUAAUGGGGAGAUGUAUGCAACAUGCAGCUUGUAACAAUUCAGCUAGAGGCCAGGGUACAUUUCUGAAAAUAAGUCGUAGUUUGAGCUGCUGGGAUCAACUUUCACCACCCAAAUAACUUGUGGGUGCAACUCCUGUUCUGUGAAAGGAGAUGAGUAAUUUUCCCCGAGCUCAAAUAGCAGUACUGCUGAAAUAGCAGAAUGUACAGCCCCCUCCAAUAUUCACGUCCAAAGGAACUGCAGUGUAUUUGCCUCAGGAACACGUGGCUUCUGCUCACUUCACCACCCACCCACCCCUUUAUAAUGUCAAAUGCCCCCUGAGCACAGCACGACAAGAACAUGCAUGCUCCACUGGAACAAGCUCCCUCUAAAAUGGACCUUGGAACCAGUGCAAGUACUAGGGCUAACUCAGGAACAUCAGCCAAAGUACUUUGGGGUGCGUUUUUCUUUCAUUCACCUAUUCUUUCUUCCCUUACAUCCCUGCCCCUCUCCCAAGUGUCCAAAAACUGCACAGAUAAAGAUGAGAUGGCCAGCAUUUGGAGAUGUUUACAUUGUACUUCAAAUACAAUACAGUGGCAUGUAAGAUACUUAAUGCUAAAGUCAGUGUAUUUAUGAAAAGUGUAAUUUUUAAAUGGAAGUUUUAAUUCUCAACUGGCAUUAAAAGUACUGAAAGACUUGCUCA